Messenger RNA from Panicum hallii, 1051 nucleotides. RefSeq names its product thylakoid lumenal 19 kDa protein, chloroplastic. Bases 111 to 863 code for a protein of 250 amino acids. The transcript has a single exon. NCBI's taxonomy places the organism in Eukaryota, Viridiplantae, Streptophyta, Magnoliopsida, Poales, Poaceae. The record is from RefSeq and is a predicted model, not a curated record.
CUCCUCCAUCCUCUUCCUCUCGUCCGCAACCCAACACAAAAACCACACAGCCAACGCGCGCCAACCACCUCGCCGCACCGCGUCACGGUCCACGGCCCCCCACCGCGACCAUGUUUCCGCCCCUCCUCUCGCGCGCGCCGUCCCCUCUCCUCACCGCCGCGUCCACCUCCACUACCGCCUCGUCGCCGCCGGCCCCUCCGCAGGCGCUGAGGCUGCCGCCGCCUAGCAAGCCGCCCCUCGCCACGACGCUGGUCGCGGCGGCCGCGGCGGGCCUGCUGCUGCUGUCACCCGCGCCGGCUCCCUCCCGAGCCGACCCUGAGUUCAAGGUGUACUACGGCACGGCGGCGAGCGCGGCGAACUACGGCGGGUACGGCGGGAACGCGAGCAAGAAGGACACGGCGGAGUACGUGUACGACGUCCCCGAGGGGUGGAAGGAGCGGCUGGUGUCCAAGGUGGAGAAGGGCACCAACGGCACGGACAGCGAGUUCUUCAACCCGCGGAAGCGGUCGGAGAAGGAGUACCUGACGUUCCUGUCCGGGAUCCGCGCGCUGGCGCCGCUCAGCGCCGUGCUCAACAACCUGGCGCUCUCCGACGUCGGGCUGCAGGACCAGAUCGCGUCCGCCGACGACGUGACGUCGGCGGAGCGCACCGACGGCGCCGGGCAGGUGUACUACGAGUACGAGGUGGCGGGCGCCGGCGCGCACAGCCUCAUCUCCGUGACGUGCGCGCGGAACAAGCUGUACGCGCACUUCGUCACCGCGCCCAACCCCGAGUGGGGCCGCGACGAGGCCGUGCUCCGCCGCCUGCACGAGUCCUUCAGGACCAUCCAGCCCGGCGCCCCGCCGCCGGCCGCCGAGAGCUAACUGCCUCCGGCGGGGCCGCAGAUCGAUCGAUGCUGCUUUGCCAUUGCAGGUAAGUGUGCGCAUCUGUACGAGGGGAGAUUGAGAUCGAGCUAGCAAGAAACUGAGGAGAACAAUGUGAUUUGCGGUGUAAUAUACUGAUUAAUCAGUUUUGUAUAGUAUGGAAUUGGUUUGUUCCUGUGUUCGUAUUA